UUCAUGUACAUACAGCAUAUCGAAUCACAAGAUGUCCUAUGUAAACGUAUCUUAAAAAUACAUGCCUAAUCAAAAUUCUACAAAUGUCAAAAUAAUCUUUUCAUGUUUUCUUUUUAAGCGAUUGUUAAGUAGUCCAAGAAGAAUUGUUAUAACUAUUACUUCUUUUAUAAACACUAAUUUUGUAAUAGGUUGUAACUUAAUUAAGCGAUUUUAAAAAUGGAAGAUUUGCAAAAGUUGGAAGAAGAGGCUAAGGCAAGAGCAACAAAAUAUGUGUCAAAUUUGUUGCAACGUCCAGGUCAAUUGGAAAAGAUUGAUAUGUACAAACGUAGAAUAACUCGGAAGAAAGCUUCCGUAGAAACUAUGCUCAAAACUGCAAUGCAAAGUCAAUUAGAUGGGGUUCGUGUUGGCUUCGAACAACUUCAAAGUUCCUUAAAGAGUAUUGCUUCCAUAAAAGAGGAUUUAGAUGAUAUUGGCAAGUUAUUCAGUCAAGUUCCAGAACUCAGUGCAAAAUUACAAGCUGUCCAAGAAGAAAACAUGCGUCAUUCACAAUAUGUUACUGCUAAAGAGAAUUUAAAGCAUACAUUUACUUUGCCUGAAAGUGUUGAAAUGACUAAACAAUGGAUAAAUCAGGGCAAUCUUCUGUAUGCUCAUCAAAUCAUUAUGGAUCUUGAAAAUUCAAGAGAUGACUUGCUUUAUGAACUUCAUAAACUUCCAAAUCAAUCACCAGCAGAUACUGUUAUGUUAAAAGCUUAUUUAGAAGAUGUUGAAAUGCUCUCACAAUUGAUGGAAAAACAAAUUAGAUUAGUAUUAAGUCGAACAUUAAAUACAGUGAGAAAAGAACCUACUGUUAUUGUAACAGCUUUAAGAAUAAUAGAGAGAGAAGAGAAGGCAGAUCAUUUUGCUAUCCAAAGACAUAAGCAAAGUGGAUUCAUGCCACCAGGAAGACCUAAGAAAUGGAAGGAUAUGGCAAUGAAAGUUUUGGAGAAAUCUGUAGCUAACAGAAUUGAAGGGACUCAUGUUGAAGAAAGAGCAGAUAAUAAAAUGUGGUUGGUUAGAUAUCUGGAACUCACAAGACUUCUAAUUUUAGAAGACUUACGGGUUGUUAAAACUCUUUGUGAACCUUGUUUUCCACCUUGGUAUAAUAUUGUAAGAACUUUUGUUAAAAUGUAUCAUACAAGUUUAUCUCUGCAUUUAAAGGACAUAAUUGCUAAUGGCUUAGAAGGAAAUGAAUAUGUUUCUUUGUUAUCAUGGAUCAUGAAUACUUACACUGGACCAGAAUUAAUGCAACAUCCUGAAUUAAAUAUUGAUACAAGCGAUAUUGGUCCUUUAUUAAAUCCUGAAAUUAUAAGUGAUCUCCAAGAAAAGUAUCUAAAAAAUAUGUGCCAAAAUUAUGAAGAUUGGAUGAAGAAAACUUUGGAAACUGAAAAAGUUGAUUGGUGGAGUGGUGUACUUCCAGAAGGAAGUACUCAAGAGGCAUAUUAUCACACAGCAGCACCAGUAAUUAUAUUUCAAAUGAUUGAUCAAAAUCUCCAAGUUACUAAAACUAUUAGUACUGAAUUAACAGCCCAAGCUAUAGUUUUGUGUAUUGAGCAAGUUAUUAAAUAUGGAUUUAUGUAUAGACAAGCAAUAUUAGAAUUUAAAAGCAAACAUUUUGAAGAUAGAAGUCAAGUACCUUAUUUUACACAUCAUAUGAUUACAAUUGUUAAUAAUUGUUUACAGUUCACAGAACUUGCACAACAAAUGAAACAGCUUUAUUGGGUUCCUAAUGCUAGUGGAGAUGCUACUGUUAAAUUUGAAAAUUUAUUAUCAAAUUACCAGCAGUUACGAAAUGAAGCAGUAGCUAUACUACUUGAAGAAUCUUUCUUAGAUUUGGAAUUACAGUUUCAAGAUUUAAUUACUCCUAAAUGGUUAUCAUCUCCUAUUCCAGUAGAAACCAUUUGUGUAACCUUGGAAGAUUAUUUCCAAGAUUACAAUCAUUUGUGUCCAAAGAAUUUUGAAUAUGUGAUUACAGAAGCACAAAAUCUUAUUGCAAAACGUUACAUUUCUGCUAUGCUGCAGAGGAAAAUAUCUUUGAAAACAUAUGAUGAAUGCUUAACAUGUACUUCAAAAAUAAUGACAGAAGCAGAUAAAUUGAAGAACUUUUUUGACAGAAUAGCGCCGAAAAUAGGGAAUUUCAAUUCUCCUUUUGAAAUAAUCAAACGUCUUGCCGAAGUUUUACGUUGCGAAGAUUCUGAAAUUCUUUCGCUUGAUUUACAUUCCUUAGUUGAAAAAUAUCCUGACAUGACUGAAGAUCAUUUGGUUAGGUUACUGGGACUUAGAGGUGAUAUUUCUCGUAGCGAAGCAAGAGAAAAAGUUUCGUAUAUCUUAGAAGCUCAACGCAAUCGUAAAACUUCACAAUCUCUUACACAUAGUAUAUUCAAACAAAUAGUUAUACAGGAUAGCUUCCUCAGUUGGAAACCUUGAAAUUCAAAAGUAGACUUCAAGGGAGUUGAAUUACAAGUUAUUUUUCUUUAUACCAUUAUUGAAGAUGAUAUAUGCUAUAGAAAGGAAUUAGUAGAUAACUUUAUGUGUCACUAUUAUUUAUUUAAACUAAGUUAAAUAAGAUUUUACUUUUGAAUUGAAGACAAGAACAAAACAACUUAUGACAUAAAAAUCUAUUUGAACAUUCAUUAUUAAGUGUACUUUUAGAUUUGUUAUUUAUUAACUGUUUGUAUAUAUAUCAUUGAUCCCUGAGAUUUUUUUAGACUUACUACUUUGGAAGUAAUUAAUUAUUAAUGACUAAUUAUGAUUUAGUAAUCUGUCUAAUAAUUGAUUCACUGCCUCAAAAAUAGAAUUGAUUUAUGUACUUAAUUAUUUUAAUGAACCAUAUAUAUAAUUACUCUAAUAAUAAGAAGAAAAACGAAAAGAAAUUAAAAAUAUCAAUUAGAAUAUAAUACGAAUAACAUAGAUAAAGUAUAUGUACUUUAAGUAAUAACAGACAUAACAGUGUUAUUCAUUUAGUCUGAGAAAGAAAAUUGUAUA
Messenger RNA from Megachile rotundata (alfalfa leafcutting bee), 3021 nucleotides. RefSeq names its product Exocyst complex component Sec6 (gene Sec6). Gene Ontology annotation, cellular component: exocyst. Gene Ontology annotation, molecular function: SNARE binding. Lineage: Eukaryota; Metazoa; Arthropoda; Insecta; Hymenoptera; Megachilidae. Gene Ontology annotation, biological process: exocyst localization; exocytosis. The record is from RefSeq and is a predicted model, not a curated record.